AAUCUAGCGCAGCUGGGAUGGCAAUCCUCGGUAUUACCACGGAUGCCCAAGGGCACCUCCACCACAAAGACAGCUGAGCAAACAGUGUCACACGCUCGCUCGCUCUCAUCACUACGCCGCUGGUCUGCUGGAGUGUCGGCUGCUGCUGCCACUCGUCCCACUCACUCCCACGCGCACGCUCCCCACAAUGCGCGGCUCCCCCCUCGCCGCCGCCGCGGCGUUCCUGUUCGUCGCCGUCCUCCUCCCCCUGGCCUCCGGCGCCACCUCCGGUGGCAGCGGCAAGGCGGCGGCGGCCCCCGCCGCGGCGAAGGCGAAGGCGCCCGCGGCGCCGCCGAACAUCACGGCGCUCAUGUCCAAGGGCGGGUGCAAGUCGUUCGCGUCCCUGGUGUCCAAGUCCCCCGACGCGCUCUCGGCGUUCCAGUCGGCCGUGGAGGGCGGCGUGACGGCGUUCUGCCCCACCGACGACGCCCUCCGGCCCUUCAUGCCGAGCUACAGGAACCUGAGCGCCGACGGGAAGGCGUCGCUGCUGCUGUUCCACGCGGUGCCCGUGUACUACACGCUGCGGAGCCUCAAGUCCAACAACGGGCCCAUGAACACGCUCGCCACCGACGGUGGAUCCCGGGGCUACAACUUCACGGUGCAGAACGUGGGCGACCAGGUGAGCAUCCGGACGGAGGCCUCCGACGCCGCCGCGCGGGUGAGGUCCACGGUCUACGACAGGGACCCCGUCGCCAUCUACGCGGUGGACGCCGUGCUGGAGCCCGUGGAGCUGUUCGAGCCCGCGGAGGCCCCCGCGCCGGCGCCCGCGCCCGCGGCCGACGCGCCCAGGGCGUCCACGAGGGCGCGCGGCCACCGCCCGCGGCACGUCGCGGACGCGCCCGGCCCGGCCGCCGACGACGCGGCGCCCGCCGACCAGAGGAAGAACGCGAAGAAGAACGCGGCGCCCGGCGGGCCUCGCCCGCGGUGGCUCGCCGCCAUUACUGCCUCCGCUGUGGCCGUGGCCGCCGCCUUGGUUUAGGGGAUUAUUAAGGUUAAUCUUCUCUCUCGAGGCGGAUCUGCUCGAAUGGUGGUGGUGUCUGUCGGUGGGUGCUGUGACUGUGAGUCGGUGCGUGAGCAUGUGCCGUGAGAUUUGGUGCUUCUCUUUGGAUGGAAACGCCAUGGUUUUUCUUUUCCUUUUGCCUUUCUUUUCGGUUCUUCUUUCUCCUCGCUCCAUUAUUGCUGUUGUUAGUAUGAAAAAGAUUGAUUUGGUCUGCGUCAAAAAUUCUGGAUUCGAAUCCGGGAACCAUAAUCCAAUAGCUGAUGUACAUUCCCUGCCUUCUUCUCCGUUCUUUCUAAACGAUGGAUGAGAAUAUGAGAUGCUAA
Molecule: messenger RNA, 1362 nt
Organism: Setaria italica (foxtail millet)
Lineage: Eukaryota; Viridiplantae; Streptophyta; Magnoliopsida; Poales; Poaceae
Product: fasciclin-like arabinogalactan protein 1
Exons: 1
Coding region: 188-1018 (276 amino acids)
Source: RefSeq, a predicted model, not a curated record